AUGGCAUCGCAGCAGGGCUGUGCCUUCAAUUAUGUUGUGACAGCACACAAGCCCACAAGCGUCACCCAGUCCAUCGUCGGGAAUUUCACGUCUCCUACCGAUAUAAAUCUGAUCAUAUCGAAAUGCACACGGAUCGAGAUACAUACUUUGACUCCAGAGGGCUUGAAGGGUGUUGCUGAUGUGGCCAUCUAUGGACGCGUUGCCACAAUGGAGCUCUUCAGGCCUGUGGGCGAGAGCAAAGACCUGCUCUUCCUGUCUACAGAGCGAUACAAAUUCUGCGUCUUGGAGUAUGAUUCUGAGACAGGGGAGCUGGUCACAAGGGCCAAUGGGGACAUCGAGGACCAGGUGGGAAGGCCGUGUGACAAUGGCCAGAUCGGCAUUGUUGACCCUGGCUGUCGGAUGAUUGGCCUACACCUCUAUGAUGGCCUCUUCAAGGUCAUCCCAAUUGAUGACAAGGGGCAGCUGCACGAGGCAUUCAACAUGCGCAUCGACGAGCUUAAUGUGAUCGACAUGAUCUUCCUGGAGGGCUGCGCCAAGCCCACCAUCGCGGUAUUGUACCAGGACAACAAAGAUGCCCGCCACAUCAAGACCUACGAGGUUGUCCUGAAGGAGAAGGAUCUGACGGAGGGUCCGUGGAGGCAGAGCAACCUGGAUGCAGGGGCGAGCCGGGUGAUAGCAGUGCCGGAGCCGCUGGGGGGUGCACUCGUGGUGGGCGAGUCAGUCAUUGCUUACAUGGGCCAGGGGCAGGCCAUGAAAUGCACGCCCAUCAAGGCCACCAUCAUCCGGGCGCAUGGCAGGGUGGACGAGGACGGCUCGCGCUACCUCCUGGGAGACUAUGUGGGCAACCUGUACCUGCUCGUGCUGCAGCAUGAUGGGGAGCAUGUGGCAGGGCUCAAGGUGGAACCACUGGGGCGCACCUCCGCGCCCUCCACACUCACUUACCUCGACAAUGGCGUCGUCUUUGUGGGCUCCUCUGGUGGCGACUCCCAGCUGGUGCGGCUGCACCCGACGCCGGUGACGCCGCAGGAGCCCAGCAACUUUGUGGAGGUGCUGGAGACGAUGACCAACCUGGGGCCCAUCAUCGACUUUGUUGUUGUGGACCUUGAGCGCCAAGGGCAGGGGCAGGUGGUGAUGUGCUCGGGAAUCAUGGCGGACGGGUCGCUGCGCAUUGUGCGCAAUGGUAUUGGCAUGAUAGAGCAGGCGACGGUGGAGCUGCCGGGCAUCAAGGGCAUGUGGGCGCUGCGAGCCUCCCACAUGGACGCCUUUGACACCUUCCUCGUCAUCUCCUUUGUGGGCGAGACCCGCAUACUCGCUAUCAAUGCAGACGAUGAGCUGGACGAAGCCGAGCUGCCUGGCUUCAGCGCUGACGCGCAGACGCUGUGCUGCGGCAACACGGUGAGCGACCACCUGGUGCAAGUGGCGGGCGCAGACGUGCGGCUGGUGGACGCCAGCACGCGCCAGCUCACCCACCAGUGGCGCCCGCCCGCAGGCCUCAACAUCAACGUCGCCUCCGUCAGCCCCACCCAGGCAAGCCCCUCCACUGCACACGGCAAUCUGGUGUAUCUAGAGCUGGGAGAGAGCGGCAUCGAGCAGAAGGGGCACGUGAAGCUGGACGCUGAGGUGGCAUGCGUCGACAUAUCUCCCCUGUCGGAAGACGGCGAGGCGGCCUCGCUGCUGGCUGUGGGCACGUGGGACAUGCGCGUGCACAUCUUCUCCCUGCCAGCCAUGGCCCCGCUGGUGUCAGAGCCCCUGGGCGGAGAAAUCAUUCCCCGAUCCGUGCUCUUUGCAGCGUUUGAGGGCGUGCCCUACCUGCUGUGCGCGAUGGGCGACGGGCAGCUGUACAACUUCCACGUGGACGAGGCGACGGGCGCGCUGGCCGACCGCAAGAAGAUCUGCCUGGGCACCAAGCCCAUCAUGCUGCGCAGCUUCCGCUCCAACGGCCAGUCCCACGUCUUCGCCGCCUCCGACCGUCCCACCGUCAUCUACUCCGCCAACAAGAAGCUCCUCUACUCCAACGUCAAUGAGAACGAGGUGAACUUCAUGACGAGCUUCAACAGCAGCAGCUUCCCGGACAGCCUGGCGCUGGCCAAGGAGGGCGCCAUGACCAUCGGCAGCAUCGACCAGAUCCAGAAGCUCCACAUCCGCACCGUGCCCCUCGGCGAGCAGCCGCGCCGCCUGGCGCAUCAGGAAGCCUCGCGCUCCUUCCUCGUCCUCACCUCCCCCAACAACGGCGCCACUGGCAUGGACGAUGCAGGCCCAGACAGCGUUCGGCUGCUGGACGACCAGACAUUCGAGACGCUGGACCGCUUUGGGCUGGAGACCAACGAGGUCUGUUGCGCGGCUGCAUCCAUGUCAUUCUCGGACGACCCCUGCCCCUACUACGUGGUCGGCACAGCCAUCACAGUCGCCGAGGAGCCUGAGCCCACCAAGGGGAGAAUACUUGUGUUUGGCGCCAAGGGCGGCAAGCUGAGCCUGGUGUGCGAAAAGGAGGUCAAGGGUGCUGCGUACAACCUUCACCCCUUCCAGGGGAAGUUGAUUGCAGGCAUCAACAGUCGCGUGCAGCUGUUCAAGUGGACACAGUCAGAGGAUGGCUCCAGGGAGCUCACCAACGAGUGCAGCCAUGUCGGCCACGUGCUCGCCCUCUACAUCGUCACCCGCGGCGACUUUGUGAUCGUUGGCGACCUGAUGCGGAGCUUGCAGCUGCUGAUAUACCGGGCGGACGAGGGGAUUUUGGAGGUGCGCGCGCGCGACUACAAGACGCACUGGAUGACGGCCGUGGAGGUGCUCGACGACGACACCUACCUGGGCGCAGAGAACUCCAACAACAUCUUCACGCUGCGCAAAAACACCGACGCAGCCGCCGACGAGGACCGCAACCGCCUUGAGACGGUUGGGCAGUACCACCUGGGAGUGUUUGUGAACCGCUUCCGGCACGGCUCGCUGGUCAUGAAGCUGCCGGACAGCGAGGCGGCCAAGAUCCCCACCGUCCUCUUCGUCACCAUCAACGGCUCCAUCGGCGUCAUAGCCUCCCUGCCCCAGCAGCAGUUCCAGUUCCUCAGCAGGCUACAGGAUUGCCUGAGGAAGGUGAUAAAGGGGGUGGGCGGCUUGAGCCACGUGGCCUGGCGCACAUUCCAGGACGAGCACACCAAGAUGCCCAGUCAGAACUUUGUGGACGGCGACCUCAUAGAGCAGUUCCUGGACCUCAAGCGGGACUCCAUGGAGCGCGUGGCACGCGAAAUGGGCGAGGGAGUCACCUCAGAAGAUUUGCUCAGAAUGGUGGAGGAGCUCAGCAGGAGCUGCCAUUAG
Molecule: messenger RNA, 3306 nt
Organism: Coccomyxa subellipsoidea C-169
Lineage: Eukaryota; Viridiplantae; Chlorophyta; Trebouxiophyceae; Coccomyxaceae
Exons: 20
Coding region: 1-3306 (1101 amino acids)
Cellular component (GO): nucleus
Molecular function (GO): protein binding; nucleic acid binding
Source: RefSeq, a predicted model, not a curated record